CGGGCGGGGAGGCCUCGGGACCCGCCGGGCGCCGUCGCCCCGAGCCUGUCCUGCGCUGUGGGAACUUUGUGCUUCAAGUUGCCCCUUGCCGGGUCCGGGUCCUGGGUGCACGCCGACUCUCGGGGCGGUCGGGGCCGGGAUCCCCCCGGGGCUGUCCACCCAGCCCGCGAGCCACAGCCGAGCUUCCAGCAUCAGAUUGUGUUUCUCUUGACACUUGUCACCUUUGUUUCCACAGUCCCCCUCCAGGCUGGACUUCCCGUGAGCGGAGACGUCCAAGAUUGCAGGGAAAUCCUGGGGAGAAAAGUGCCCCCGGAGGAGCAGAAAGUGUUCCUCUACUUGCCGGCUUGUGAUGACUGACAUUUUCUCUGAGACGAUGGCCUGGACCAAAAUGAGAAGUACAUUUCCGUCGCCGAUCGCAAAGUAGCAGGCGACAGACUGAGGACUGCCGGGCGAGCGAUGGAUCCCUGUGAAGAUCUAGAAGUGUCCGGUGGUAAAUCUCAGGACUCUAGGCGGGGCCAGCCUCAUGAACUUGAAGGACCACAGGCCAGCGGUCCUGGGGCGCUGGGGAAGGACUCUGCUGAGAUGUGGAGCCGGAAAUACCAGCUGCGGAGCAAAUACGUGCAGACCAGCAACAGUGAACCGCAAGAUCAAAACAGAGUUUCCAAAGACCUUAUAACGGUUGUCCAAGAAAUGAAAAAAUACUUCCCGUCAGAGAGACAGAGUAAACCAAGCACCCUGGAUGCUCUCAUAUGCGUACACGGCGUGCAAGCAAACAGUGAGUUUUUCCAGAUUCUCAGUCAGAAUGGAGCGCCUCAAGCAGACGUGACAAUGUACAGUCUUGAGGAGCUGGCCACUAUUGCUUCAGAGCACACUUCCAAAAACACAGAUACCUUUGUGGCAGUUUUUUCAUUUCUGUCCGGAAGGUUAGUGCACGUUUCUGAACAGGCUCCUUCGAUCCUGCAUUGUAAGAAAGAGUUCUUAGCGUCCUCUCAUUUCGUUGACCUGCUUGCCCCUCAAGACGUGAGGGUGUUCUACACACACACUGCCCACGCUCAGCUUCCUUUCUGGAACAACUGGACCCAAAGAGCAGCCUCACGCUAUGCAUUCGCUCCGGUGAAAUCCUUUUUCUUCAGGAUCCGUGGAGGUGAAGCCCUGGAGCUGGGGCAGGUUUACUGCCCGUUCCGGAUUAUCCCCUAUUUGAUUCACGUGCGCAGCUCAGCCCGCCCGGAGCCUGAGCCCUGCUGUCUCACGCUGGUGGAGAAGAUUCAUUCUGGCUACGAAGCUCCUCGAAUCCCAGUGGAUAAAAGAAUUUUUACCACAACACACACCCCCGGGUGUGUUUUUCUUGAAAUAGAUGAAAGAGCAGUGCCUUUGCUGGGUUACCUACCUCAGGAUCUGAUUGGAACGUCCAUCCUGACAUACCUGCACCCGGAAGACCGUUCUCUGAUGGUCGCCAUACACCAAAAAGUCCUGAAGUAUGCAGGCCAUCUUCCCUUUGAACAUUCACCCAUUAGAUUUUGUUCUCAAAAUGGGGAUUACAUCGUAUUGGAUUCCAGUUGGUCCAGCUUUGUGAACCCAUGGAGCCGGAAGGUUUCCUUCAUCGUCGGUCGGCAUAAAGUGCGAACGAGUCCACUAAAUGAGGAUGUUUUUGCCACCAGAAUAAAAAAGAUGAACAGUAAUGACAGAGACAUAACAGAAUUACAAGAACAAAUUCACCCCUCUCUCUUGCAGCCCGUUCACGGGAGCGCAUCCAGUGGCUGUGGGGGCCUGGAGAGCAGCGGGUCUCAGCAGCGUCACCUCAGCAUCGCGUCCUGCAGUGAGUCCAGCGGGCGCUGCGUGGAGGAGGUGCAGACGGCACCGCUGGCUUUGCAGCAGGUCUCUGCCAGUGUAAGCAAAAUCAAGAAUCUAGGCCAGCAGCUGUACAUCGAGUCAAGGGCCAAAUCACCAAAGAAGCAAGUGACGGGGACCGGCCCGGGGCAGCGUGGCGAUGAGCAGAAGGCCUUUUCUUCCUUCCAGACAUUAAAGAAUAUCAACAUGUGCACCGAGUCUUGUGAGGGUUUGGGAAGGGAUCGGCAUAGCCCAUCCUAUCAGCAAAAAAACUGUAUUGAUAGCGUUAUCAGGUACCUGAAGAGCUACAACAUUCCAGCUUUGAAGAGAAAGUGUAUCUCCUGUACAAAUACGACUUCCUCAUCCUCAGAAGAAGACGGACAAAGCCACAGAGCAGAUGAUGUCCAAGCACUGCAAGCUGUUUCUCAGAUCCCAGCCGUACCUACAUCAGAAAUGCCAGCUGAUGGGCGGUCCACAGAUGCUGACGGAGGAGCUCCACAGACCCUGACCGAGGCGGCUCUGAGCCUAGACGUGAGGCCGUGCAGCUACAGCAGCACCGUUGUUCACAUGCUACCACCGGAGUCAGAAUUGAAUCCAGCAGAGCUUGGCACCCUGCCCUGUGAGCCCUGGACCCUCAGCACACACCCAGCUCCACCGGCCUCAGAAACGUUUAAACACAUAGGGCUCACAAAGGCUGUGCUGUCAACCCGCACACAGAAGGAAGAACAGAGUUAUGUGGAUCAAUUCCGGGACAAGAUUCUGUCAUCACCCUACAGCUCCUAUCUUCAGCAAGAAAGCAGAAGCAAAGCUAAAUAUUCAGAUGUUCAAGGAGAUUCUGCUUCCAAGCCUACCCGAUCCGCUGGUUGCAGGAAGGGGAAGCACAAGCGUAAGAAGCUGCUCAUGUGGUCGGACAGCAAGGGCACUAAGGAUGACUUCUGUCCCCACCUCGUAGGAGAGGCCCCGGAUGGACAGCCCUGGUGCCCUUCCUGCACCUCCGCUCCUCGUGCCUCUGGCCCAUCGCUCCCGGCUGCACUGGUGGUUCCCAGCCAGGCACCUUGCCUCGUCCAAGCCCUCCCCUCCCCAACCGUGACCUCUCUGGGGAGAGAAUGUGCAGCCUCAGAAACUGCGCUGCAGAGUCUGCCUGCAGAGCCGCCUUUCCCCAAUGGCUUGCAGUCUUUCCCAGCUCUGCCCUCUGCUUGCUUAGAUACUUGUAUGAACAUCUUCCCGCAUGACCCCCCUAUCUGUCCUCUCUUGUUACCACCAUUCUCCCCAUAUCCAUUCUUGGGAGCAGCAGGCUCUUCUGAAAUACCCGCCUCGGUAUCAGCAGUGGCUCCAAAUCCAGGCCCACCAUCUUCAGCCAUCAGCCAAAGGAGCGGCGAGGGAAACUGGGGGACCCAGAAUGAAGGGCACCCCCUCAUUAACUCAAAGAGCAGCUCCCUGCUCCAGCUCGACCUGCUGCAGGAGGACAGGCCCAGAUCCUGUGCAUCCCCAGAAGCUGAGUAUCAGCCUGUCAGUCCCAACAGUGAGAAUAAGAACGAUCAUUUUACUACCAGUGAACUGUCUACAGUGUCACUGCAUGAGGCUUCUCUGCCGGGAACUGGUUCUGCAGCAGCAGGAAGCAGUGGCAGCAGUAUAAACUUUGCUACUAGUGAUUAUUCUUCUGAAAUCUUUCAAACUGGGCAGCAAUCUCAGGAUGUAAAGAAAAAAGAAACAUUUCCCAACUUAGCUGAAGAGUCCAUCUGGAGAAUGAUAGAACAGACACCUGAGUGCAUUCUGAUGACAUAUCAGGUGCCUGAGAGGGUUAAAGAAAUUGUACUGAAAGAAGACUUAGAAAAGCUGGAAAGCACGAGGCAGCGGCGGCCGCAGUUUUCUCACGGACAAAGGGAGGAGCUGGCCGAUGUGCGCUCCUGGAUUCAGAGCCCGGUGAUUCCUCAGGAAAUAGACAUGCAAGGCUGUGUCACUUGCGAAAACGGAGAUUCAGCUGGUGCUGCUGCAGAAUCCCGUGGUCCGGAUGCAGCAGAAGCAGCAGUUGAGUGACUCUGAAGAUACACCUGUGCUCCCGCUCCAGGCCUAUGGGACACAGCUAGACCUCCUUGUGGUUCUCUCUAAACCCCUGGGUCUUCAAUGACCACGAAGUUAUCUUUGAAUAUUAAGCUUUUUCCUUCCUGAUUUUUUAACAGGCAUCAUUUUCCUGAAGCAGACAUUGUAUAUAGACUCUUUCACUUGUCUUUUCCGCAAUGUAUUUAAACCAUCAAAUAGACUCUUUUUCUAGUUUAGCUGUCCUCUAAUGAGAUUGGAUGGCCUCUAAAGAGGUAUGUGUACAGUCAAACUUUAUUUCAGAUGUCACCCCAAAUAAAUUACAAUUAGAAAUAUAGCUAGAGGACUUCCCUGGUGGUGCAGGGGUUGAGAAUCCGCCUGCCGACGCAGGGGAAACUGGUUCGAUCUCUGGUCUGGGAAGAUCCCACAUGCCGAGGAGCAACUAAGCCCGUGCUCCACAACUACUGAGUCUGCGCUCUAGAGCCCGUGAGCCACAACUGCUGAGCCCAUGCACCACAACUACUGAAGCCCACGCACCUAGAGCCCGUGCUCUGCAACAAGAGAAGCCACCGCAAUGAGAAGCCCGCGCACCACAACGGAGAGUAGCCCCUGCUCGCCACAACUAGAGAAAGCCCACACGCAGCAAGAAGACCCAAUGCAGCCAAAAAUAAAAUAAAUAAAAUAAAUUAAUUAAUUUUUUUAAAAA
Kogia breviceps (pygmy sperm whale) is the source of this 4570-nucleotide messenger RNA. It is a transcript of the gene PER3, whose product is annotated as period circadian regulator 3. Gene Ontology annotation, molecular function: transcription corepressor binding; transcription cis-regulatory region binding. Lineage: Eukaryota; Metazoa; Chordata; Mammalia; Artiodactyla; Physeteridae. The record is from RefSeq and is a predicted model, not a curated record. Gene Ontology annotation, cellular component: nucleus; cytoplasm. Gene Ontology annotation, biological process: entrainment of circadian clock by photoperiod; negative regulation of transcription by RNA polymerase II; circadian regulation of gene expression.